UCUCGCCGAUAUCGUACAAAAUGGAUCGUUGGAUAGGCAAGGUAGCGAUCGUAACUGGGGCUAGCUCAGGCAUAGGAGCCGCCACCGUAAAGGCUCUUGCACGUGCCGGCAUGAUUGUCGCAGGUCUUGCCCGGCGUGCUGAGCGUGUAGAGGAGUUAAAAGCAACUCUUCCACCAAACAUUGCGAGUCGUGUACAUGCGUUCCGUUGUGAUGUGACUAGCGAAGAAUCGAUCGUGAAUGCAUUCGGUGCGAUCGAACGUCAACUAGGCGGAAUCGAUGUGUUGAUCAACAAUGCCGGUGUGUCGAAGCUUACCUGCACGCUGCUAACUCCCGGCAAUGCGGAGGAUCUGCGCACGGUGCUGGACACGAACGUGAUGGGGCUCGUGCUUUGCAGCCGGGAAGCGUUCCAAUCGAUGAAACGUCGCCAGGUCGCCGGACACAUAGUGAACGUUAACAGCAUCCUGGGCCACAAGUACGUUCCGUUUCCGAACCUAAACAUCUACAUGGCAUCCAAGUAUGCCGUGACGGCGAUAACGGAAACGUUGCGAAAUGAUCUGCGCAACGAAGGAACUAAGGUGAAGGUUACGAGCAUCAGCCCCGGUGUUGUGCGGACGGAGAUGGUCCCGGAGGGUAAACAGUUUCAAGAUACGCCCAUGCUCGAAGCAGAAGACAUUGCAGGUGCGAUUCUGUACGCGCUCGGCACUCCUCCCCAUGUGCAGGUGCACGAGGUUAUCAUUAAGCCGGUGGGUGAGAUGGCGUAG
Messenger RNA from Anopheles maculipalpis, 761 nucleotides. Its product is annotated as farnesol dehydrogenase-like. Bases 21 to 761 code for a protein of 246 amino acids. NCBI's taxonomy places the organism in Eukaryota, Metazoa, Arthropoda, Insecta, Diptera, Culicidae. The transcript is spliced from 2 exons. The record is from RefSeq and is a predicted model, not a curated record.